AAUUGUUCUCGCGGAUUCACAAACAAGCCGAUGUUUACAAAAAGUUAUUUUACUGUUGCAAUAGAUAUAUAAGAGAAGGAGAAAAGGUUUUAGAUUCUAACAUAUCGAGCAGGGGACCUUCAGUAUUGUGGAGUCUUCCGAACAGCCAGCAUGGGAAAGGGACAGCUAAAACAAUACGUCGUAUGUUUCAUCAGCCAGUUAUCGGUGAUGGUGGUGGGCGUGGCCUAUUGCUGGUUCGAGCCAAUCACGAUCCGGCUCGCAGAGGACGCCAACUUGGACUUGAGUACUGAAGAUGUAUCCUGGUUAAUCGCCAUAAUGGAGAUCGGAUGUUUGAUCAGUCCACUAGUAGCCGGUGAAGUGACUAAUAAGCUUGGUCGAAAGUAUGUCAUCAUGAGUAUCGGUCCACUCUGCCUAGCAGGAUGGAUUUUAGUCCUCUUCUCCAAGACAAUGCUGUCCCUGGCGAUCGUCCGGAUACUCCACGGAUUGGCGACCGGAGUCGCCUUCACCAUCACGCCGAUCUACACAGCUGAAGUUGCUGAACCCAAAUUACGAGGAAGGCUAACAGGAACAUUCCAGACAACCUGGUACAUGGGAACACUCUACGCCUUCUCUUUCGGCCCAUACUUCGACUAUGAUGUGUACACUUAUAUCUGCAUUCCUGUUCCGAUCAUAUUUACAAUUGUAUGGAUGUUGAUGCCCGAGACUCCUUACUACCUUCUAAUGUCACAACGAGAAGAAGAAGCAAGAAAAGUUCUAAAGUCUUUUAGGGAUGGUGAUGUCGACAAAGAACUCGAGGACAUGCAUUCAGCAGUAAAAGAAGAGAUGUCUGUCGAGGGAUCUUGGAAGAUACUCUUCACCGACAAGACCGAGAGGAAGGCUUUCAUAAUUGUGCAAAUCGUGUCAAUCACCAAAUUCCUUACCGGAAUGCCAGUAAUUGUGAACUACGCUUUGGACACGUUCACCAGGAGUGAAACAUUCGUCUCAGCUGAAGAAAUGUCCAUUAUACUUGCUGUACUCCUCACUUUGAUCGCUGUGAUCUCCGCCUUCAUGUCCGACUGGAUUGGCCGAAAACCAUUGUUGCUGGUGUCUUGCUUCGGUUGCUUCGUUGCUCACUUCCUCACUGGUGGAUACUACUACAUCCACGAGAAGACUUCCCUCGACGGCGCGAAUUACACAUGGGCGCUGUACCUCGGAUUGGUAAUGUACUGCUUCUUCUCCGACAUCGGACUAGGACCACUACUGCAAACUCUUCAAUCCGAAAUGUUCGGGGCAAGUACUCGAGGAGUCGCAGGUGGUAUCACAGAAGGUUUUGCAGCUUUCUUGUGCUUCGUAGUACUCAAGCUCUACACCCCUGUCAAUGAGAUGUUUGGCGUUUACCUGAACUUCUGGUUCUACAGUUUGACCGGUCUAGUAGGGGGGAUUCUCUUGUUCUGGCUUAUGUACGAGACUGCAGGAAAGACGAUCGGUCAGAUGGAGGAUAAACCAAAGAAAAAAGUCAUGGCUUGAAUGGAAAUACGAAGAACUCUUUUUUACCACUGAAAAUUGCUCAUAUUUUAUUUUUUUAUUUAUUCCAAAGAUAAUAUACAAAUUUUUAUAUAUA
This is a messenger RNA of Nezara viridula (southern green stink bug), 1600 nucleotides long. Lineage: Eukaryota; Metazoa; Arthropoda; Insecta; Hemiptera; Pentatomidae. The record is from the annotation of a GenBank genome assembly.